AUGAACCAGAAGCAACUUCUUCGCUUCAUUAAGUCAAAAUUAAGAAAAGAGCCAGAUGAGGUUGUCAUAUUCCGUGAUGGGCAGUAUCUUACGCUUAAGGAAGUCUUUGAGAGUUUGGACUUAACAGGGUAUGAUCUUAAUGUUGAUUUGUUGGAUGUGCAUGCUGAUAAGAGUACCUUUCAUCGAUUUGACAAGUUCAACCUGAAGUAUAAUCCUUGUGGCCAGAGCAGACUGAGAGAAAUCUUUUUAAAGCAGGACAAUCUCAUCCAAGGUCGUUAUAUAGCAGAAGUGACAAAGCAGGUUUUAUUAGAUCUCGAAGCAAGUAAAUACCAGGUGUGGUCAUUUAUUGUCUUUCAAACUUUAUUUGGAGGAGAUAUAUGUUCUUUGGAAAAGGACAAGAGACAAUUUCUCUUCCUUGUGGAUAGAAGGUGAAGGUCAACAAAAGCUUCAGUAUCAAAUAUUUGAUUGAGA
Messenger RNA from Ilex paraguariensis (yerba mate), 471 nucleotides. The record is from the annotation of a GenBank genome assembly. Lineage: Eukaryota; Viridiplantae; Streptophyta; Magnoliopsida; Aquifoliales; Aquifoliaceae.